GAGAAACAUGCACUAGCUGACAAAUGGCAAACAGUUCCAGAUAAAUGUAUAUCCAAGCGACAUAUCGUCCUCGUUCGUAAUCAAAAUCAUGCACAUAUUUGUCAACACAGGAAAGCGGUUGCUGCUUUCGGUUUUGUUCAUUCAAUUAAUUUCUGCUGAACCAGGUUUCCCUGGCUUGAAUCACAUCCGGACAAGGACACCUGCAUCUAUCCAGACACGUGCAUCGCAGGCUUUGAUUGACAGAAUUAUUGGGAAAAGAGCCCAUGAAUUGACAGCAAAUGUCCAACCAAACCUUGGACCUACAAAUCGAGACACAUUUUUGAUUCAAGCGUCUGGUGAUUAUGUCAACAUCACCGGGUCUACAGGAGUGGCAGUUGCCAUGGGCCUGUAUUACUACUUAACCAAUUACUGUGGGUGUCAGUACACAUGGGCGGGACAACAGAUGAACAUUCCAUCCCCUCUGCCUAAGGUCCCUGCCCAGGGAAUAAAAGUGACCACAAAUGACAGGUUCCGGUAUUAUCAGAAUGUGUGUACAGUGGACUACUCAUUUGUAUGGUAUAACUGGACAGACUGGCAACAACAGUUAGACUGGAUGGCUUUACAUGGCAUCAACAUGCCUUUAGCCUUCACCGGACAGGAGGCUAUAUUUCAGCGGGUCUACAUGAAGAUGGGUCUCACUAUGAAAGAGGUCCAGGAUCACUUUGCUGGUCCAGCAUUUCUGGCUUGGUCCAGAAUGGGUAAUAUGCAUGGCUGGGGUGGACCACUACCUCAGUCAUGGAUUGACCAACAGUUGGUCCUACAACACAGGAUCCUUGACCGGGCAAGAGACCUUGGAAUGAUUCCAGUAUUGCCAGGCUUUGCUGGACACGUCCCCAGUGCCAUCACCAGAAUUUUUCCAAAUGCCAGUGUAUCCCAUUUACCAAACUGGGGUCACUUCAAUUCCUCUUUUUGUUGUAACUUACUACUUGACUUUAGUGACCCUCUGUUCAAGAGGAUAGGGCAUGAAGUAGUCAAAGAGAUGUUGAAUGAGUUUGGUACUGAUCAUAUCUACAACAUUGACACAUUCAAUGAGAUGCUGCCAAAGUCAAGUUCACCAACCUACCUUGCAGAGUCAGCAAGAGCUGUUUUUGAGGCCUUGACAUCAGCAGACCAACAAGCGGUGUGGUUGAUGCAAGGAUGGAUAUUUGAAAACUCUGUGGAUUUCUGGAAAAGUCCUCAAAUAAAGGCAGUUGUAACAGCUGUUCCUAAAGGUAGAAUGAUAAUACUAGAACUGUUCGCUGAGAAUCGUCCUGUGUAUCGUCACACAGAAUCAUACUUCGGACAGCCAUUUAUCUGGUGUAUGCUCCACAACUUUGGUGGUACCAUGGAGCUGUAUGGCAUGUUUGACAGCAUUAACUCUGGUCCAGCUGAAGGGCGUAAUUUCCCAAACAGUACCAUGAUUGGGAUAGGCUUGACUCCUGAGGGGAUCAACCAAAAUGAGGUGAUUUACGAAUUCAUGGCCGAGAAUGCAUGGGUUCCGCAGCCUAGAGACGUAUCAAAGUGGGUGACAGAGUAUGCAAAAAGGAGAUAUGGAAAACCCAACAAAUAUAGUUCAAAGGCAUGGCUGCUUUUACGGGAAAGUGUAUACAAUAACACAGACGGGUUGAAAGAUAAGAGUAAGCAUGUGAUACCGACUUCUCGUCCAUCCUACCAUCCACGACUGACUCCAGAUGUUUGGUAUGACCCAGAGGAUUUGUAUCAAGCCUGGGAUAAUUUUGUGUUAGCUGCCACCCAGCUUAGCAAUAGCUCUUUGUUUGUAUACGAUCUCGUGGAUGUCACAAGGAACAGUCUUCAGGACAUUUCCCUGUCUUACUAUAACUCCCUCAUAACAGCCUUCACACACAAAGAUUACACUCAAGUCAGUUUUAUAGGUGAAAAACUACUGGAUCUUCUGACUGACAUGGACAGACUUCUUGGGUCAGAAGGUCACUUCCUGUUGGGAAAUUGGAUUCAGGCAGCAAGAAAUCUAGGCUUCAGGUCUGAAGACAAGCAGCUGUAUGAGUUUAAUGCCAGGAACCAAAUUACACUCUGGGGACCAACUGGCAAUCAUUUGGAUUAUGCCAGCAAACAAUGGGCUGGACUUAUGCAUAGCUACUACAGACCGAGGUGGAAGGUUUUCGUGGAGGAUUUAAAGCGUAGUAUACAUACGGAAACAGCAUUCAAUCAAAGUGAUUUUAAUGACAAAGUUUUCAACACCAUAGAGCUUCCCUUUUCUACAGAUACACAUACUUUUCCGACAGUUCCAUCAGGAAACACAAUCUCGAUUGUAAAUCAGAUGUACAAAAAAUACAGACGGGAAACAGUGUACAAUGUUUACCGUGGAAAAGGAUGACAUGCAAUCAGAAGACAACACAUAAUGAACUUAAGUACAGGGUGUCAUGUGUUAAAAUGUAUACACUGUCGUAUAUGGGACAUUGCAUAGAUUCAAACAAAGCUGUGUGAUGUACGUGAAGCAGAGAAGGGAAAUCCGAAUGAAAGCGAUAGAGGAUCCUGAAGAGCUAUUCUGAAGAUGCAAAGUGUGUGUAAACAUUUGGAGAAACCGAUUUGUACAAAAGUGCCUUAUUGCAAGAUGAAUUGUGAUUUAGUUGUAAUGUUUGUAUGAUCUGUAGAUCUUAACAUUGUGAGAAGACCUGAAUGUUGUAUGCGUGUUGGGCAGUCCCAUUUGUACUUUUUAUAUGUGCAAUAAACCUAUCUGAAAUAA
Messenger RNA from Ylistrum balloti, 2740 nucleotides. RefSeq names its product alpha-N-acetylglucosaminidase-like. Lineage: Eukaryota; Metazoa; Mollusca; Bivalvia; Pectinida; Pectinidae. The transcript is spliced from 23 exons. The record is from RefSeq and is a predicted model, not a curated record. Bases 89 to 2371 code for a protein of 760 amino acids.